AUGUCUGCCGUCGCUGAAACCAAUUCCCUACACCCCAACCAUCAGCGCCUCAUCGACCUCGCGCGCGAGUUCUUUGCUGAGGUUGAGAACCUAACCCCCGGCAAAGACCUCGAGGCGCGUCUCAACGCUGACUACGGCCGCGGCAACCGCUUCUACGACGGCUUCUGCGAGCUCAUCAAGGGCGCGCUCGACAACGACGAGGGCUGGGUCGCCACCGAGGCGCUCGACGGGCCCAAGUAUCGUCGCUCCAAGGUCGCCUGGCCGAGCGAGGAGAACCGCUAUUUCAGCAUCACCACCGUCUACAUGGAGAGCAUCGAAAAAUACAGCGGCCAGUACCACCAGCACCCCUAUGGCGAGAUCAACUGCGUCAUCCAGCUGACGCCCGGCGCGGAGCUGAUGGGCAUGAAUGGCUGGCAGGGCGAAGGCUGGACGAGCCCCGGCCCUGGGACGCAUCAUUAUCCCGAAGUGCGUGGCGGGGCCCUUGUGGCAUUGUUUUUCUUGCCCGCGGGGAGGAUUAGCUAUGAGGCGAAGCCAGGGAUGCCGCAGCCGAUUAGUGUGUGA
This is a messenger RNA of Venustampulla echinocandica, 561 nucleotides long. RefSeq lists its product as uncharacterized. Lineage: Eukaryota; Fungi; Ascomycota; Leotiomycetes; Helotiales; Pleuroascaceae. The coding region runs from base 1 to 561 and encodes 186 amino acids. The transcript has 2 exons. The record is from RefSeq and is a predicted model, not a curated record.